UUAAACUUUCUCAACCGUUCCUUUGAAAAUUUUAGGCUUGGCGCCUCUAUAUAUACUCCACUUCCAGUUCUAACUUCUCAUCAAAAGUCAUCUUAAACAUUGCUUUUUGCAAAGAUGGCUUCUCAGCUCUUCCUUCUUGUGCUUGUUGCUCUUGUUUGCACAACAAAUGGUAGGAAGCUUGUGAGCUCAAAGGGUUCUUUCGAAGAUGAGAAAACUCUCUUUCAUCAACCAGGAUUCGGUGGUGGAGGUGGUGGUGGUUUUGGGGGCGGUGGAGGUGGAGGGUUAGGAGGUGGUUCUGGUUUUGGUGGUGGGGCUGGUUAUGGUGGGGGUACUGGUGGCGGUGGUGGACUUGGUGGAGGCGGGGGUGGAGGGUUUGGUGGUGGUGGUGGAGGAGGAUUAGGUGGAGGGUCUGGUUUUGGAGCUGGUGGUGGAUAUGGAGGUGGGGCGGGAGCUGGUGGUGGACUUGGAGGAGGAGGUGGUGGAGGCUUUGGCGGUGGCGGUGGAGGUGGUCUUGGCGGUGGUGCCGGUGGUGGAUAUGGUGGAGGAGCGGGUGGUGGGAUUGGAGGGGGUGGAUUUCCUUGAGAACUAAAGCUCCAGUCCAUUACAUUAUCACUGGUUUGCCAAAUACUAAUAUUGUUUAUGUAUGCUCAUGGAGGGUUUCUUUUCUUUGUAUCUUUUUAGUGUCAAAGGGACAAAUAAACUCUUUGAAAUAAAAUUAGUAUUAUGGUUUGCAUUGUCUACUUGCUCUCUCUCUAUUCAAAUCUCAAGUCAUCUUCUUAUCAAUGUGUGAUAUGAUCUACUUCUAACUUUAGAAGCACA
Molecule: messenger RNA, 819 nt
Organism: Ilex paraguariensis (yerba mate)
Lineage: Eukaryota; Viridiplantae; Streptophyta; Magnoliopsida; Aquifoliales; Aquifoliaceae
Source: the annotation of a GenBank genome assembly